AGAGAAAGAAAGAGAGAGAGAGAGAGACGAGGGAAGGAUAGGAAAAAUGAAAGCAAUGUUGAGGAAAAAGUUGGUUGAUAUAACAUUUGGUUUUCAAUGUUAAAAAACAACUCAAAAAACAGCCUAAUUGUUGUAGAAGCUGGUUUCCUCCAGUCGAUUGUCAACCUUUCUCAAGCAAUCGAAAGUGAUCAACAAACAAUACCAAAUUAUGCUUCUCACCUUAAACCUCACACAAAAUUGACUUGAAUCUGUCUCUCUCUUUUCAUCAACAUCAUCAUCUCGUCCUUUCCCUCCCUCUUUACAUCACUCCUUAACUCACUUUGCUCUGGGAGCGAUUAUGUAUGUUUUAUUGCCUCUCAUUAAACCACAUCAUGAAGUGAUCAGUGGAAACUUUUGAUCGACCAAAAGAGUUUUUUAAUUCAAUUUCAACUUUUCAUGGUUAAUCUUUUUGUUUUUGUUUCACCAAUUGAAUCCUCUUUUGUACUCUUCAAGCUUCAAGCUUUACCUUUUAAUCUGUUCAUAAGCACCACUUUUGGUAAACAUUACUUUUAGCGACAUGCCAUCCAAAAAUUCAGUUGAAUUAAAUUUACUCGACAAGUCGAAACCAAUUACAGUUUUACCGGCCAAACAGCCACAAAUUACGGAUCAGGAUAAAGAUGCCGCAAUCAUCAUUGACAAUCAUCAAAUUGAUUGUACACUUUCUUGGACAGAUUUAAGUUAUGUUAUUCCCAGAGAUUCACAAUUUGUUCAUCUGGUUAAACAACUGGUAUCCAAUAAAAGUGAUGGAAGAUCAAAGUGUAUAUUACAUCCUCAAAGCGGGUCGAUUAAAAAGGGCCAAAUGAUUGCCAUAAUUGGUCGCAGUGGAUCGGGUAAAUCAACUCUUAUUCAAUGUCUUGCAGGUUGUAAAGAGAAAAAUCGAUCCGGUCAAAUUCAGAUUACUUUAAAUAGUCAGCAAAAUGGAAAAGUUGAUUCAACUCAAUUGCCACCAUUACGAGCACCAACAAAGCCCCAUAUUAAAAUUUGUUACCUUCCACAAGUUGACCAUCUUAUACCAACUUUAACAGUAUAUGAAACAUUAAUGUACGCUUCUAGAUUACGGAAUCUCAGUAAAACCUCAGAUCAAUAUCAUUCUCACAGGGUAGAAGCUAUUAUGACAGAUCUGAAUUUGCUUGGUUCCCGUAAUGUUCUGGUUCGUCGAAUCUCUGGGGGCCAAAGAAAAAGACUUUCCAUUGGUCUCGAAUUAUUAGGAUCACCGGAUAUUUUCCUAUUAGAUGAACCAACAUCGGGAUUAGAUUCAUCGAAUGCACUUCAAUGUGUUCAAUUACUCAAAAGAUUAGCCAACUCGUCUUUUAAUGAUAAUAAGCAACUCAAUAAUGAUAUCUUGACCAAUGGUGGACCUGUUGAAGAAUCACAACAAACUCAGCGUCCAAUGUCUUCCUCUUCGGAGCUUGCCAUUAUAGCUUCAAUUCAUCAACCAAGUGCCAAAAUUCUCGCUCAAUUUGACAAAAUUUACCUCAUGUCGUUUGACGGUCGAUGCAUCUAUUUUGGACCACCCAAUGAAAUGAUAACAGUUUUUUCUACUUUUGGACUUCAUUGUCCAGCAUAUCAUAAUCCUGCUGAUUUUGCCAUUGAAAUUGCUUCUGGUGACUAUGGCAGAGACAAGGUUGAAGCCUUGGAAAAUUGGACCAACUCUAAUGUGUCAAACUCUGACAGUUCUGUUGAUCUUCCAAAAACAUUAGCUAUCAAAGAAGUCAUCUCGGACAUGUUGGGCCAAUCCAAAUCAAAUUUUGGACACUUCUGGAUACUCUUUAAACGAACAUUACUCACAACAAUUAGAGAUCCAAGUCUAAAUGGUUUCCGUCUGUUUCAACAUAUCAUGAUAGGUUUGAUUGUUGUUCUGUUGUACAGUAACUCCAUCGGUAAAGGAAGUGGCUGCUUGAAUAAUAUAGUAAAUUUGGAUGAUCUUCGGGUUGAAGAACGAUUAACAGCUCAAAAUUUGGCACUCAUGUUUUUCUCUCUUAUGUUCCUGACCUUUGCUGCCAUGAUGCCAACUGUUAUGGUUUUUCCUUUGGAAAUGUCCGUUUUCACCAAAGAACGGAAAAAUGGUUGGUAUUCAUGUGCUUCAUUUUACUUUGCCAAAACGUUUGCUGAUCUACCGUAUCAGUUGACUUAUACAUUCAUAUACAUCGCGAUGGUUUACUUUGGAACGGGCCAGUUCUUUACUUGGUGGCGGUUUUGCCUUUUCCUGGCUGUAGGUUUACUCAUUUCAAUCAUUGGUCAAUCUAUUGGUUUGAUAUUUGGUGCACUUUUUGCCAAAAAUUUACAAACGGCGAUUUUCAUUACUCCAAUUUCAACUCUACCCUUUAUACUCAUCAGUGGUUUCUUUGUUCGACUCAAUACAAUUCCAGCCAUUUUACGACCUAUCACAUAUAGUUCAUAUCUCAAAUAUGCUUUUGAAGCACUCAUCAUUACCGUUUAUGGUUAUGAUAGAUGUACACUGAAUCCUACGCUGACUGACGACUCAUCACUAUCUAAAUCCAAUGGAUGUACUCUUGUAGGCCAAUUUUACUCAUAUUUACGUGAUGACUUGAAUAUAUCUUUUGAUGCACUGAAGGAGUAUAUUCCACUCAUGAUUCCAGAAAAUCGGGAAAAUGCGACAGCUAAAUUGGACCAAUUUGUUAAGAGUUUAGAGAAGGUUGACUUUAAUGUAACCCAACAAAUUGUAGAUACACUCAACUCGACAAGGUCUUUAGUUUUGACUGAAUAUAACUUGGAAGAGGACAUCUACGUGACUAACAUCAUCGUACUUUUCGGUUUCAUUGUCGUUCUUCGAGUGGCAACCUAUUUUGUUUUACUAUAUAAAUCAGAAAAAAAGAUUGAUUAAAUAAAGUUUCGUCUUUUGUAUAUUUUUUCAACAACAGUUACACUUUUUGCGAUAAAUAUUUUAAAUAAAAACAUCCUUUUAUAUCAUAA
Molecule: messenger RNA, 2973 nt
Organism: Tetranychus urticae (two-spotted spider mite)
Lineage: Eukaryota; Metazoa; Arthropoda; Arachnida; Trombidiformes; Tetranychidae
Product: ATP-binding cassette sub-family G member 1-like
Biological process (GO): transmembrane transport
Cellular component (GO): plasma membrane
Molecular function (GO): ATP binding; ATP hydrolysis activity; ABC-type transporter activity
Source: RefSeq, a predicted model, not a curated record